UCAGUCUGAGAGUCUGCUGCAGAGGUAACAUGAGUUGCGAAUGAACAAUAACGUGAAUGUAUAUGAAACAAAAAAUGUAAAAAAACGAAGAAGCUCACGUGUAGGAGUUUACCGCACCUAGCUAGGGGGAAAAAGUGAGUCUUCAGGCAUGUGUGAUACUAAAGCUGAUCACUGCAGUGCUGGACUGCACAGAAGAGAGCAGGAAUAAGUGGCUUUGCUGAGUCUCGGGAAGCAGCAACAAACCUUGAAGCAAAACACAAGAUAACUUAUUUUGUUUCCAGAGAGACAUUGAUGCAAGAGAUAAAGGCAUGGAGUUUAUUUUUCUGUGCGAGGAUGCACUAUAAAACCUUUAACGCGGAAGGCCUCCGCUUGCCUUUCAAGGGACAACAAGGAGGAGACUGGCGCUGGAAGUGAUGAAAGAAUCAAGAUGGAGAUCCAGGAAAAUAAUUACCGUUGAGGAAAGAAUGAAAAAUGGAUUUGAAACACGUUUUAACGCUGAUGUUUGUUUGCCAAGUGAUCCAUAGAGGCCUUUCGGUGUUGGUGGCACCUGAUAAUGUUACCAUCAUAUCAAAAAACCUGUUGAGCAUUCUGUACUGGAGCCCAGUCACUGCUGAAAAUUGGACAGUCCAUUACAGAGUGCAGUACAAGCUCAGUUCACAUGAUAACAAAUGGAGCUGGACAGAUAUUGAAACAUGCAAUCCAACAAACAAGACAGAGUGCAACUUCACGUCUGCCAUCAGGGCCUCAUUCACAGUAAACCUGCGUGUACGGGCGGAAAGUGGCACUGACUUCUCUUCCUGGAGUGAAACAGAGUCAUUCUGUGCUUUGAAUGAAACUGUGAUUGGGCCACCCAAUGUCAAUCUCAUCCCUGGAAAACGUGCUAUGACUGUUGUAGCAUCUGUACCUCCUUCACUUAAGAAUGAGUACAAAGACCAUCUGAAAUACAGUGUUGUCAGUUUCAAGAAAGAUGACCCGAUGAAGAAAGUUGGUUUUCGCCUUCAGAAGUCUCCAAUUCUCUUUGAAGACCUUGUUCCUUGGACAAGAUACUGUGUUAAUGUGUCUAUUGUGAUUUCUAAGUUUACUGAGCUAAAGACUGUUCCAAAAAAAGAAUGUACAGACAUCCUUGAAGACGAGGAGACAAAAUCUAUAAAGCUACUUGUGAUCUCAGUUCUGAUUCCAAUUGGGGUCAUUGCAAUGGUGAUUGGAUGUUUAUUCCUUGUGAAGAAAAACUAUGGACACAUCAAGCACCUUCUGUUACCAGUCUGGGAGGUUCCAAAUCAUAUUCAACAGUUCCUUGCGGAGCCAAGCUAUGAAUUCUGCGAGAUGCCAUUAAGCAGCUAUAGCCGUGAAGAGCCAUGUGACACAAUAACAGUUCUUUUGGAAAUAGAUUAGAAUUACUAUUACUUCAGACGCUGAGGGGGAUAAGCAGAAGAGACUUAACAACAUUGGGUGCUGGUAUGCUUCAAAAAUGAACACCACUGGCACACUAUGGCAAAACUUGGAUGUGAAUCUUCUUUACCAACUUGACCAACAUCAGCUCUUUGUGGAGUGCACAUAACAUUACAAACCCCUUAUAACCUUCAGCUGCUUUCCUUUAUAAGAAGGCCUCCCUGGUUCUGGGAUAAUGGCAGAUUUAUUAACAUCAGCAUAUUAAAAGCAAAAGAAUGAGUCAUAAAGGUUUUUCAGCAUACCAGAGGAGUCAAUAAUUUUGUAAAGACAUGCUGGUAAACUCAACUGCCAUUGAGUUCAUCCCUUUCUUCUCUCACUUUGACUAAGCUAUUACUUAUGUCAUCAUGGCAGCACUUGCAGUAAUAUGGACUGGUGGGUUUUCGUGCCAGUUUUGUCCAAGCUGGGGGACUAAACGAAUGUAAGUAAAAUGGCAUGUGCCUUUGGUAUGAUGAACACAAGGGAAAAUGGAAAAACAAUUUUACAGGAUACAGGUUUUUGAUAUGGUAGCAUGUGAGGAAUAUCAGGAAAAGUCUGUCCAAGUGUUUUUGCUAAACAAGGAUGUCAGUCAGUGGGAAAUAAAGGAGGCUCCAAUGUUCCAAGCACGUUCUACCUUCAGUGUUACAGGAAGAGACUUAAAAUCUUAAGAGAUGUGGAUAAUUAAACCGAGGUACAAAUUUGAUACUCCAAAUAAUGUCUCGGUAUUAUUUUGUGUUUAUUUGGAUUUCAGCACCCAGAUAAGUAACAUGGGGUAAACACGAGUCUCUUGUUUCUAGUCUUUCUCGUGUGACUUCAUGGGCUAACAUCUAACAAAAUAAGAGAGGGGCAUCUUGUUUUUUGCUUUGGCUUAAUUUGGAUCACAAACAAUUUGGAUAUUUGAAUUGAAGAGGAGAAGCACCUAGAACUUGAUAUGUGAGGAAUUUUUUUAACCUGAGGAGUGAUAUUUCAAGACAAUUUUAUUUCAAGACUUUGGAAGCAAUCAGCUUGACCAGGAGUUCUUCUUAUAUUCAAGAGAUUAUGGAUUUUUUUUUUGUUUGAAGACCAAGGAAUAUCAAUGUUCAGACAUCGCUAAGUGUAUUUUACCUUUUGUUUUAUUUUUUAUUGUACCUUAGUACAAAGUAUUCUGAAAUACUGUACAUACCUUGUAACUUGUUUUUCUUACAAAAACACUCAGAAUCAUACUUUGAAACAGACACUGACGUAACUGUAAGUCGUGUCUUGUACUUUAAAGCACUAUUGUCAUUUUAUAUUGCUGAUUUUACAAUUAGAGAGUGAACAUUUAAAAAGUAUGUUUUUGUAGGUGAAAUGUUUUAAGUUAAAACACUGAGCUGGGAUCAAGGUGUGACUGGCCUAUUUCUCAGGUGCACUUUAGGAAUGUAAUGCAAAAGGAAGGCUUGUGUGUUGAACUUUUUGUUGAGCUAUACAAGGGAUUUAAAAUUGAAAUUGAGAGAAAUUGCAAUAAACCUUCUGGGGAACUGAAAGCAAAAACCUGCUUUGGGGAAGUUCAAGUCCUGUACAAAACCUACAUUGGGGAAAAAAAAUAUUUAAACAUGUAAAGGCUUUUGGAUAUCUAGUGUAGCAAUAACAUGUAUGAUUUGUAUGAGAGUGAAUUGAUUAUCUGUGGCAUGUUGUAUUGUGGUUAGAGGGGGAUGAUAACCAGUUAAGGUUGCCAUCUGGCCCUGGGUCAUCUGGGUCAUUUUCAAAACAGGCUGGAUCCCUAAAAAGAGGCUCUGUGCCUCUGAAGUGAAACAAAAUAACACCUAAAGUUGGCAGUUUCUUGAUUUGACACUUGAUAACUAUGCAGUACUAGAGAUAAAAGCAAGAACCCUUAUCUUGAAGAUUUUGUAUUUACCCUUAUUUCCUUUAUUAGUGUGUGUUUCGUUUGACCACUUUUCUAAAUAACCACAUUCUCCAAAUUCGCACAGAUUGUGCAAGAUGUAGCGCAUCAGCUGUAUGGAUCAGCUGAGUGGAGGAUGUGUUGGUUCACAAGCCAAAUAAUUUCAUUCCAGUCUGUUUACAGUGGCUAUCAAAUGUAUUCACCCUCUUGGACUUUUUAACAUUUUAUUGUGUGUUAUGGAAUCAUAAUGUAUUUAACUGUGAGGUUUUGUUAUUGAUUGACAGAAAACUCUUUAAUGUCAAAAUGAAAACAAAAUUCUACAGAUCCUCCUAAAUUAAUUAUAAAUAUAAAAUGGAAAAUAAUUGAUUAUUAAGGAUUUUGAGGCAUAUUUGGUAGAAAUUGUCGUAGGUUUUAUUGAAUAAGUUUGUUGAAUACUUAUGCAAUCAUUUAUUUUCUGUUUUAUAUUUAUAAUUACAGUAAUUUAGGAGCAUCUGUAGAACUUUGUUAUCACUUUGACAUUAUAGUGUUUUGUGCCAAUCAAAGGCAAAAAAUCCAUUAUGAUUCUAUAUUGUAACAGUAAAAUAUGAAAAAGUCCAAGGCAGUGCAUACUUUGAUAUCCACUGUAUGUUAUGGUCAUUUGUUUCACUUAACAUAAGUCAGGGAUCUCAGAACUAGGUCCUGUAGAACCAGUGUCUUCAGGUUCUUGUUCUAUCCUGAGUAGACAAUUAACCUAUUUAUUACACAUGUAUCAUUUUAAGGCCUUCAAUUAAAGUACAGUUACCUAUAAAACACCUCAGAGUCUAGUUAUGUAGUACAGUUGUAAUUUUAUGCAGUUAAAUAAAGAUUAAUUACGUAACAGAGCCUGGGUGGAACAGAAUCCUAACUCAUCAAGCCCUCCAUGGCCUGAACGUCAUAUCCCGAAGUAAGGCCUGUCUGAUUUCUGUACUGAUUUAAGGCAGGGCUGCAACUCUAGCUCCAGGCUUUAUUGAAAGCAAUUUUAUUGUAUAUGGGGGAAAAAAUGGGGCUGGUGUUUGCUUCCCUAAAAUCACAUGAUGCCAGCAGAGAUAGGCUAUUUACUAUACAGCUUCUGUUAAUUUUUUAACAUUAACACUGAACACUCCUGUAUUAUUAUUAGGUUUUACACAGAUCUAUUAAUAGAAAUAUUCAUUUUCAGGAUACAAGAAUAAUUUAUGAUUCAAUUGAUUUCAUUCUGGGGGCAAUUUUAAGCAAUUACUAAUUUUUCUAAUCUUGCUCUUGCAAGACAUACAGGCCAUCUUUUGGUGGUCACGCCAACAUUGGAGAAAGAUACCAUCUAGUUGUGUACAAAGAAUUCUAAAUAUCUUGGAUUGUUUUUAUUUUUCACAAUGGUUGUUUUCCCCAGUGUGGUAUUCAGUUAUUUUUUUCCUAGUGAAAUGCUUUCUUAUUGUGAAAACAUAUUUGUUCUCUAAGAAGUUAUUUUAAGUUUGAAGUAUAUGAUAAACUUGGGAACAUUUGGAAAUACUUUUAUUUUGGGCUAUUGUAAUAUCAAGAGCACUCCAGUUUUCUUUCUGUUUGCUCUUGCUUCCUGAAUUUGUUGUUUGGGUUUUUAAAAUGGAACAUUUGCAAGUUUUUUUUCCUUUUGGAUAUCUCUCUCCCUCUUCAUUUGAGAGACAGACCUAUGCAAGUGCUACAGACUUGCCACUUUUACCUGCGUGGUAAGAAGGAAGAAGGACUGUUUUAACUUACAGUUGUACUUUUGUGUUUCACUCGCCUACGUGUAUACUCGCCAACUGCUCUGGCCUUAUACAAUACUGUCAUCUAGCCUGUCUUGCAUGGUCGCCAAUUUCCAGCAGUCCAGUGGUAGCUUAGACCAAAGACUUUUUUGACAAUCUACUUUAUUUUUAUUGUCCUUAGAGCCCAGCAGAAAAUAAGAAAAUAUAAAAAUGUACAGAGUGAAGAAUAUCUAAAUCAGCAUCUACUGUGUAAUUCAGAGCACCUUAGAAUUCAGUAAAGCAAAGAAGUACAAGGUCAUGAUACUAUCAGGAAAUGGGGUGUCUGUUCAUAUUUAAUAUUUUUAUAAUAUAAUACAUUUGUCUUUUAUAAUAGCAGUCUGAGGUUAGGGAAUUUGUACAAAACACCAACAAUAAACACUAAAAAUAUCCUAAGGGUGUGUUAAGAUGCAUGUGUAUAAAAUAAUUUUUCCACACCACAGUUUAAAACCAGACAAAUCUUGACGCAUUACGCACCACUGCUUGAAGAAUCCUGCUCACAUUAAGUUAGCGAUGUGAGCGGUAGCUUAGCCCGCAUUUGGAGUGAGACACUCCAGAGCCCUUUACACAGGACAGUUUUGGCUGGUGCUGUGGCUCCAAAUAAAUUAAACACAGGAGGAUAUCCUUGCAGGACAUACCAGUCCACCAUAUCUCAUGGUAAUCUGAAAAAGUCUCUUCCAUCCUUGUAUUUACAAAAAUAAGAGGAUACACUCAAUAAAGAAUUCCAUAAGUAUGAUAAACUAUGGUAACCAUGACCACAAAGUCAAAAUUUACUUUAAGCUUUUUUAGGUCUAAAGCAUCAAUGUUGGUCAGGGCAGAAUGGACCAAACAUACAAUGUUUCAUAAUCUGAUGGUUUAGGGUACCUAUAAAACCUACUGGCCACUCUGUGACAGGACUUGGUUGUCUCUCGCUAUCACAGUUCUCUGGAUAAAAUCAUUUACCCCUGUGACUCGAUAUUGCACUGAGGGGAAGCUGAGAGGUACUUUUCCGUGUCUUUUUCAAAUAAAAAUAUUUUCUUGGGUGCAAUAGCCUAUUAA
Molecule: messenger RNA, 6069 nt
Organism: Lepisosteus oculatus (spotted gar)
Lineage: Eukaryota; Metazoa; Chordata; Actinopteri; Semionotiformes; Lepisosteidae
Product: interferon gamma receptor 2-like
Biological process (GO): cytokine-mediated signaling pathway
Cellular component (GO): plasma membrane
Molecular function (GO): protein binding; cytokine receptor activity
Source: RefSeq, a predicted model, not a curated record